Molecule: messenger RNA, 1995 nt
Organism: Phialemonium atrogriseum
Lineage: Eukaryota; Fungi; Ascomycota; Sordariomycetes; Cephalothecales; Cephalothecaceae
Product: SPX domain-containing protein
Exons: 6
Coding region: 382-1758 (458 amino acids)
Molecular function (GO): metal ion binding
Source: RefSeq, a predicted model, not a curated record
GAUCUGGACUGAACCUAUCCAGGAACGUCUUUCCGCCUCGUGAUCAUUGACCCUUGACAGCAACCGAGCCUUUCUUGGAUUGGCAAUGCCGGCGCCUCGCGACUCGGACACAAUACACCUACUUCCUCACAACAACCCUUGUAUUUGAACUCUCGACCGGACCUUCUCUGAUGCAUUCAAGGCAAAGAACCCCCCGUUCGUCGAGUCACACUCCGUCGCAUGGGUUAGAAUUCCCGGUCGACGAAAUACAGAAUCAAGUUUUGUGUGUUACCAGGCGUUGCCGGUGACCAGCCUUGCUAGGAAAAUAACUCCUGUUUGGCAUCCCAGUCCCUACCCUUGGGCCUCUUCAAUCUCUCAUUGUUCCCGGGGGUCUUGGCCAAGAUGAAGUUCGCCCACGAGUUCAAGGCAGCCCUGGAGAGGGAAGGCUACCCUCAGCACUGGCUCGACUCGGCCAUCCCUUACGGCCAGCUCAAGAAAGUCCUGAAGAAGGUUCAACGGGAGCUCAAUGACUUUGGUUUGGAUCCAGAAACGAUGAGGCAGCUCUUAUCGGCCGAAGCCACGCCGUCUGCAGGGGGAUCUAUUGCGAUGGCAAAAUAUCACCUUGAUCCAAACAAGUCAAACCUUCUGAGACCUAGACUGACGGUCUUCGUGCAACUUGAGGAUGGUGUAGCCGUUGACGCGUCUCUCUCGCCAGCGUCUCGGAAACUCUUGGAGAAGCUGGCGUCUACGAUGCCGGUGCUAGAAGAUGGCGCUACCAUCCGGAGCUCCUCCCCGAUCUCUGAUCGUGGGAAUGUGGAUCCAACUCCUAUCUCACCCGUGGCCGAGGAUGCGGCUGCCCCAAUCGUGGAACCGGAUCAGAGGCUCCAGAGGAUAGAAGUCCCCUUGGUGUUCGACGGGGAAUUCUUCCAGGUCCUUCAAACAGACGUAGCCAGCCUUGAAAUUCUCCAGAAAGAAGAGCAGGAGUCAAUGAAUGCCAGCAUUGUCCAGUUGGGGCGGGAAAUUUCUGAAGUGGCUAAGCCGUCGAGAUACUCCAAGAGCGAUCUCUCUCGUUGGCGCGAAAUAUUUGAGCUCUAUCUUGACGCGCGAAUCUUCUUCUCGUCGAAUGAGCUUGAUCACGGUACUCGGACCAGCGACGUGGCAUUAAAGCAACUUGUUUGGUUCCAGAAUGAAGUUCAAAAGCGGGAGCUGCGAUCCAGAUUUAAGUUGGCUUCCAGCCAGGGAGCAUACAAGAAUUUCUUGGCGUUGAAUGCUACCUUGUUGCAGAAUCUCAAGUUUCAGGAGAUCAACAAGAGGGCGGUCACCAAGAUACUUAAGAAAUUUGACAAGCGCACCUCGUUGGGCGUGUCAAGAGACUUCCCAGUAGUUGUCCAAUCUGUCUCCUCCAUGGGGGAGGCAAUUGCCAAGAACAUAUGCGCUCAGGUGUCAACAGAGGUUGUCUCCCAGGUGCCACGGCUAGAUGACUACCUCUGCCCGAUCUGCUUCAGUAUCGCCUGGCUUCCAGUCCGACUCACCUGCCACCAUGUCUUCUGUAUUCGCUGCACAGUAAAAAUGCAACGAGAGAAAAAGCGAACCUGUCCUCUCUGCCGGGCUGACGUCAUCAUGGAAGCCGACACAACAAAUCUUGACGAAGAUCUGAUCAAGUUCCUGGAGCGCUGGUUCCGAAAGGAAACGAGAGAAAAGCAAAAGGCCAACGAGAUAGAGCGGGGAAAAGAGCUCUUCGGUGAAUCAUACGAGCACUCAGCUUGCCGCAUCAUGUAGAUGCGCAUGACAUGAGUCGCGUUCUUGCCUCAACCCACUGUUGAUACAGUGGGUUUGUUAAUAUUCAACUCCCAUCUUAACCCACAGAGGCCAGGAAAUGAUAUGCUGUGUGUUUUCUCGAGAAUAUCACGUCGGAUUGGAAUAUUGGAUGGCGUGCUCCUGAUGUGUAGUAUCGUUUUCUUCUCUUUGUCUUUGCAUGCCCAGGGUAAUAAAUUUAAUAGUAAAAUUUCUUCACUC